AUGACAGCACUUCGACCCAUUUUGGAGCAGCUUGGCCUGUCACAGUACCAUACUGCAUUGGUUGCUGAAGGGUUCGAGAUAUGGGAAACUGUAUUGGACAUCCAAGAAAGUGAUUUCUUACAAGAAGUCCAGAUAUUGCAACGAGCAAUCGCCGACUAUAGAGGUGUUGCCGUUGACCGCCCCUUGCCAUUGCCUUCCAACGCUGCACCGGGACCGGAGAGUGCAAAGGCAGAUUCAGCCACGCAGCAAGCUAGACACAACAAGGAUACGUUAUCGUCUGUAGGGGAACAGAAGAGGAAGUACCGUCGUCAUCCAAAACCCGAUGAACAUGCUCCCGAAAAGCCACCGUCCGCGUAUGUUCUUUUCUCCAACAAAGUUCGUGAAGAAGUCAAGGGAGACAAUAUGUCAUUCACAGACAUUGCGCGACUAGUUGGCGAGAGGUGGCAGAAGCUUGACCCAUCGCAAAAGGACAUCUUCGAAAGUCAUGCUGCAGCGUUGAAGGAUACGUACAAUGCUCAGCUUGCUGACUAUAAAACAACGGAUGCUUACCAACAAUAUAUGGAUUAUCUUGCCGACUUCAAGGCUAAGCACAGCGGUGUUACUACGAGCGAAUGGAAGAAACCGAGACUCGAGCCGAGUGGUAGCUCGAGCCUCUCAGCAGCGUCUCAGGCUGAUUCUAUGGAGGGAGCCUCAGAUCUUUCUGCACACAAGCGAGGCCCGUCUUUCGUCUCCAUGAGCGUAACCUCUCAAAGUGGGUCGCUCAGUGAAUCUAGUGCGUCAACUCUGCAUAUCGUGACAUCGAUCCCGAGCCUGCCAGGUUCCGCGGGUCAACAUACACCACCUCCUGUUCAAGAGAGGCAGCUGCCGGGAAGACUUUCGGGACAGAGCUCGAUGUCGGAGGAAAGCAGCUGGAGAAGCCUCGAGUUGAACGAUGUCGUAGCUCGAGGUUCACAGCUUCCACUUGGUACGUCAUCGUCAUCGGCGUUUGCUUCUCGAUCUGCUCGUCAAGAGUACUAUAGUCCUGAAUCUCAGGCGUUACUUAGGCGACAAAACUUGUCAAACCCUCACAACUUCUCGUCAGUAGCCAUACCAGCCGUGAGCUCCGGAAGUGGUCCACCCUCUUCGACAUCAGGUCCUGGGUUAGCCGCACUUGAGCCCUGGAUGGACCGGAACAUUGAUGUCGUGCGGCAGAACCAAGUCGAUACGUCCUUACAGACGUCUCAGCACUCUGCUUCUAUGCCCCUUUCGCAACUUGUAGAUCUAUCAUUCGGAAACCCUAGCGACAUCGUUACGCAACGGACCUUGCCUCCACUUCGACAGCGGAGCGAUACGCCUACUAACCCGCCUGGAAUAUUUGGGACGUCGCAGCGGCUGAGUUCGUCACAUUACCUCAAUCCUCAUUCCGACAAGAUAUCCGUCAGACGAAGCCGCUCGCAGAAUCAGACGCCGACAACAUCCGAAAGUGAAGCCGCAGAUACUUUGGCUGGAUUGGCCGAGCGAGAACAGGUAUUCGAUCCAGCAAGAACACCAAAGGGUAACUCAUACGGACGUCGAUAG
Messenger RNA from Lithohypha guttulata, 1557 nucleotides. RefSeq lists its product as uncharacterized. Gene Ontology annotation, biological process: regulation of gene expression. The transcript is spliced from 2 exons. NCBI's taxonomy places the organism in Eukaryota, Fungi, Ascomycota, Eurotiomycetes, Chaetothyriales, Trichomeriaceae. The record is from RefSeq and is a predicted model, not a curated record. Gene Ontology annotation, cellular component: nucleus. The coding region runs from base 1 to 1557 and encodes 518 amino acids.